AUGCUAAAUAAUCAAACAAAUUAAGAAUUAAUACUUAGUAUCGAUAGUUAAAUAGAAAAUAACAAUCAAUUAGAUAGAUAAAAUGAUCCAAUUACUGAAUGGGAAGAUUAGAAAUUUCAAUCUAUUCUAAAGACUAAUCAUAUUCCAAUCACUUUACACAAUUAAACUCAAGAUAGAAAAAGAUUUUAUUCUAACAAUGAUUUUAGAAAAGUAUCCUUUGAUGAAAGUCUUAAUACAGUGCAUAUAUAUUCUAAGGAUAAUAAAAAAGAAAUCAAAAACUUUUAAACUAGUUUUAAACAUAAGUAAAAACUAGACAAACCAGAUCUUCCAAAAUCCAAGAGAUUUUCAAAUAAUAAAAAGAGAAAAAACUCAUUUUGA
Messenger RNA from Paramecium primaurelia, 378 nucleotides. The record is from the annotation of a GenBank genome assembly. Lineage: Eukaryota; Ciliophora; Oligohymenophorea; Peniculida; Parameciidae.